This is a messenger RNA of Saprolegnia parasitica CBS 223.65, 909 nucleotides long. RefSeq lists its product as hypothetical. The transcript has 3 exons. Gene Ontology annotation, molecular function: ATP hydrolysis activity; ATPase-coupled transmembrane transporter activity; ATP binding. Gene Ontology annotation, biological process: transmembrane transport. Gene Ontology annotation, cellular component: membrane. Lineage: Eukaryota; Oomycota; Saprolegniomycetes; Saprolegniales; Saprolegniaceae. The record is from RefSeq and is a predicted model, not a curated record. The coding region runs from base 1 to 909 and encodes 302 amino acids.
AUGGCGCUCUACUACGCCCUGCAGCUGCCACCGACGCUCCAUUGGGCUCUGCGCGUUCUGGCCCAAGUCCAAGCCUCCCAUGCUACGCUGCAGCGACUUGAGAGUUACGACAACCUCCCAAUGGAAGCGCCGCUGACAAGCGACCUCUUGCCUCGUAUUCCCGAGACCGACAAGCGCGGUCGCCUGACGUUUGAAAACGUCCAAGUGCGCUACCAGCCCCAUCAGGCACCGGCACUCACACACCUCUCGUUUGACGUUCUCGCCCACGAGAAGAUUAGCGUGGUGGGCGCGUCGGGGUCGGGCAAAAGCAGCCUCGUGAUAGCACUCCUCCGAUUGCUUGAACUCGACGCCGGCGUCAUUCGCGUCGAUGGCGUCGACAUCGCAUCGAUGGGACUGCACGACGCCCGGCGCCAAGUCGCGUACAUUCCCCAAGACCCGAUCCUCUUUUCAGGAUCGGUGCGCAGCAACUUGGAUCCGUUUGGCGUCUUUGGCGACGACCGGCUCUGGGCAGCGCUGCGCCGCGCCCAGCUCGUGAGCAUGGUUGCGUCUCUAGACGAGCCCGUGGCGGAGCGCGGCCGCAACUAUACCGUUAUCGAGCGACAGCUGCUCUGCUGCGCGCGCAUUUGGCUCAAAAACGCUGCGAUCGUGUGUCUGGACGAGCCCGCGGCUGCGUCGUGGGCGACACCGAAAGAUUAUGCUCUCCAAGAGGCGGUGCGGGCCGAGUGCGCCGAUCGCACGGUGCUCACAGUGACCCAUCGGCUCAACACGAUCCUGACGUCCGACCGCGUCCUCGUCUUGGAGCACGGACGCGUGGCAGCGCUGGGGACGCCCGACGAUGUGCUGGCGACACCGUGUGCGACCAUGGCGACGCUCCUCGAGCAGUGGCGCGCGGCGCAGCCGAUCACGUAG